This is a messenger RNA of Solanum stenotomum, 1446 nucleotides long. RefSeq lists its product as uncharacterized. The record is from RefSeq and is a predicted model, not a curated record. Bases 1 to 1446 code for a protein of 481 amino acids. The transcript has 3 exons. Lineage: Eukaryota; Viridiplantae; Streptophyta; Magnoliopsida; Solanales; Solanaceae.
AUGCGAGAACAACAAUCCAUUCAAGUCGCAUUUUACAAGUUGGAUGAUAAAAGUAAACAUGAAUAUCGGGUUCGGUUAAACGCUUCAAUCGAUGUGGUAAGACUUCUCUUGGAUCAAGGUUUUUCAUUUCGUGGUCAUGACAAGAGUGAAUCGUCAUUGAACAAGAGUAAUUUUCUUGAAGUUCUUUCUUGGUUAGCUGCUAAAUGUGAUGCAAUUAAACCUUUUGUGUUAGAAAAAGCUCCAAAAAAUAAUAAAAUGACUUCUCAUGACAUCCAAAAAGAUAUUGUGACUGCGUGUAAGAUUGAAACAGGUAAGGCUAUAAUAGAGGAUAUAAAUAGUGACUACUUUGCUUUAUUGGUUGAUGAAUCUAGAGGCGUGUCACACAAAGAGCAAAUGGUUAUUUGUCUAAGAUAUGUUGACAAAAUGGGGUUUAUGAUGGAUGCAUUUAUUGGACUUGUUCACAUUAAAGAUACUAGUGUUUUAUCUCUAAAGAAAGCAAUUGUAGAUGUACUUGCUCACUAUUCUUUGAUUUUAUCUAAUGUACGUGGGCAAUGUUACGAUGGGGCAAGUAAUAUGCAAGGUGAGCUAGGUGGUCUUAAAACGUUGAUUAGACAAGAAAGUAGAUCGGCUCAUUCUGUUCAUUGUUUUGCUCAUCAACUUCAAUUGACUCUUGUUGCGGUUUCUAAAAAGUGUGUUCAACAUCUCCAAAUGGCAUUGGAUAUGGGUGAACUAGAAACUGGUAGAUGGUUGAAUCAAAAACUUUGUCUUGUUAAAGCCGGUGAUACUUGUUGGGGAUCUCACUACAAGUCAUUUGGAAACUUUAUUAGUAGCUUUGACUCUAUUGUUGAUGUACUUGAUACUCUUGUUGAAAAUGCAAGUACUUUGGAAGAAAGAGCAAGCGCAUCGGGAUUUCUCAAAAGUUGUCAAACGUUUGAGACUAUUUUCUUGUUGCAUUUGAUGACAAAUGUUUUAGGAAUCACAAAUGAUCUUAAUGUUUCAUUACAGAAAAAGGAGCAAGACAUUGCAAAUGUCAUUAUUCUUGUAAAGGUAGAAGCAUUUUAUAUCAAGCAUGACAUUUCAUUACCCAAAUUUGAUGAUCCAUAUGCUAAUUCUAGAAGAUCACGACGUAAAGUAGUUAUUUGUACUACUUUGCAUCAUUAUCGUGUGGAUGUGUUUUAUAAAAUCAUUGAUUGGCAACUACAAGAACUUAAUGAUCAUUUCAAUGAGGUGACAAGUGAUUUGCUUAAUGGAGUAUCUUGCUUGAAUCCAAUUGAUUCAUUUUCUAGUUUUGACAUAAAGAAGAUAAUGAGAAUGGUUGAAUUUUAUCCUGAUGAUUUUGAUGGGUCCAACAUGAGAGCUCUUGAGAAUCAACUUGUUAAUUACAUUAUUGAUGUUUGUGAUAUUGAUGAAAGGUUCUCCAAUUUGGGUGGACUUGGAGAACUUUAA